This is a messenger RNA of Penicillium angulare, 1050 nucleotides long. RefSeq names its product class I SAM-dependent methyltransferase. Bases 1 to 1050 code for a protein of 349 amino acids. Gene Ontology annotation, molecular function: methyltransferase activity. The record is from RefSeq and is a predicted model, not a curated record. NCBI's taxonomy places the organism in Eukaryota, Fungi, Ascomycota, Eurotiomycetes, Eurotiales, Aspergillaceae. The transcript has 3 exons.
AUGCUAAUGCAUGAUAUGCAGGAACCGAAAAGCGAAUGUGACACGCAGUCCUUGACUGACAGUGUAACGGACUAUCCCGUCGAGAAUGGGAGACGGUAUCACAAGUACCAUGAAGGAGCCUAUCCGUACCCAAAUGAUGGUAUAGAACUCGAGCGACUGGAAUCGCAACAUAAAAUGUUCAAACUCGUCAUGAAUAAUAAACUUUACCAUGUACCUCUAGUAAAGCCAGAUCAGAUUCUCGACAUUGGCACUGGCACUGGUAUAUGGCCGAUGGAAAUGGGUAUGGAUCUCCCGCUCCUCGCUGACAAGGUGGUGUGUGUCACAUUCAUGAAAGCUAAUAGCUCAUCACUCCCCGCAGCAAAAUUAUUUCCCAAUGCCAUCAUCACAGGAACAGAUCUUUCCCCUGUUCAACCCAUAGAAGUUCCCGAAAAUGUUCACUUUCUGGUCGACGACGCUACAGAAGAAGACUGGCUCUGGGAAUCAAAUUAUUUCGACUUCGUUCACAUUGGACACAUGACAGGCUCAAUGCCAUCGUUCAAAAAAGUCUUAAGACAAGCAUAUAAACACCUCAAGCCAGGCGCAUAUAUCGAGUGUCACGAGCUCGAUCCCAAACCACAAUGCGACGAUGGUACCAUGCCCCCAGAAAACCCGGAUGGAUUCAGCGCAUACGCGGUUCACGACUGGUUCGACUUAAAUGUGCGUUCUAGCCAAGAGGUCGAGCCAACUCGUCAGUUUCGAAUAGCGAAUCGUAUUCAAAAGUGGAUGAAAGAUGUGGGGUUUGUGGAGGUUGAGCAGCGAAAAUUCAUGCUGCCAGUAAAUCCAUGGCCUGCCGAUGAGUAUCUGUCCAAGCUUGGAGAAUUGAGCCAGAGUAACUUCCUUGAGGCUCUGUCUGGUUGGUCAUAUAAACCAUUUCUUGCUCUUGGGUGGUCCAAAGUGGAAAUUGAAGUGUUUCUUGUUGAUGUGAGGAAGAGUAUCCAAAACAGGAACAUCCACGCUUACAUGGAGUAUUAUGUGGUGACGGGCCGGAAACCCUUCCCUGGCGAAAAGUAA